Molecule: messenger RNA, 2513 nt
Organism: Lutzomyia longipalpis
Lineage: Eukaryota; Metazoa; Arthropoda; Insecta; Diptera; Psychodidae
Gene: Oli
Product: class E basic helix-loop-helix protein 22
Exons: 3
Coding region: 1814-2401 (195 amino acids)
Molecular function (GO): protein dimerization activity
Source: RefSeq, a predicted model, not a curated record
UUUUUUAAUGAUUUUUUGGUCCGUGAGUUCAAAUGACAUUUAUUGGUCCUGGAAAACAAGCUUACCCUGGCAGUCUAUGUGUUAACAAUUUCACCAAACUCUGCAAUCAAUUUAUUAGAUAAAUUAAUUGGGUCAUUUAGUUACGUUGCAGUUUUAUAAUUCUUUGAUGUUUUCUGACUAUAAAAAAAACUAUUGAAUUUUUAAUGAAAUGAUUUAAAAGUUUAAUUAUAAUUUCGUUAUUUAAAUAGAAAUUUUCAAAUGUUCAAAAGAAAUUUAUUCUGCUUUCAUCAGUGAAUGGUAAAUUCAUUAAAAAAUUUCUCUUUGUGCUCAUUGCAAUUUUUUAUGCUUUUGAUGUUUUUUAAUUAAUUCUUUUUUUUUUUUACUUUUUUUGCUGCCCUCUCAUUCUUUAAUUAAAAAGUUUGCAGAUUAAUAGAUUUUCUACUCAUGCGAGAAUUUAAACAUUUUAAGAUGAAAAUUCGUUUUAUUCUCUCUCAUUUCUUUAAAAAAUAUAAAUUAUAGACUUUAAAAUUAUUACACACCUACUGACUAAUUUCCUAACAAUUACAGGUACCUACCUAGAUUUAAUAUAUGUAGGAUAGGCUUAUAUGUAGUUAGAUGUUUUUGCCUAUAUCUCCUGAGGAAAUGUGCCCACAUAUCAUUCUAUUUUAUCACCUUAACUAUUCAAAACUUUUUACCCCCUGACCAGAUACGGAAAGUUUUUGUUUUGGGUCUCUUGGGGUGGUGUCCCCAAUCGAUAAAUGGCUUCACAUCCACCACAAAAGGCAGGAGCUGUGAGGGGGGGGGGGGUGGGAUUGGUCCGAGUAUCCUCAGGAGAUGUGAAAAAAGGGGGACAUGAGAUUCGCCGUGGGAAAGUGAAAUGGCUGUCCGGGGGCAUUAUUGAAUAUUAAGUGAUAGAGAUCAGGAGUCUGUUGCCGGAGAAUGGCCUCUAAACUCCAAUCACGUUUUAUCUCCAUGGACUUGGCACUGUAAUUAAAAUCAUCGAUGAUUUACAGUGUAUUAAAUCCCAUUCGCGUUGUCAUGGGAACGCACCCAAAUCACCAUCCAGGAGCGCAUCUGUUCGCGCGUCUGAAUUGCUCACGGAGUCCUUUGUCCUCACACACAGCUCUCGUUCUCCGGGUUUUUUUUUUUCACCUUCCACCCUCCUGCUUUUCGGUGGCAGAGGCUGCUGCUCUCGUGGCAGGUCAGAUGAGGGAGCGAUUUUCAUUGAUUUGUCCCUCCGGGGAUUUUAUGGGUUUUCCUUCUUUUUUUUGCUACUCCUCCCUCUUUCCGGGGAUACCUACAUCCGGUUGGGCCCUUCUUAGCGGAAAGAAAAAUUUCCUUUAGGUCAGAGAAGAUUUGGGAAGCUUCAUAGGAUGGGGUUUUUUUUGUUAGCGCUAAUUUUUUUUUUGCACAAUGAAAACCCAUCGAAUUUAUCAUGACGGUGUGGAGGAAAUUUAGUGUGAGAGCGAGACAAAGGGUGAGAUUUUUCUGUGGUAGAGAGAUCCGGAGUCAGACGGAGGGGUCCUUGCUAUGUAUGUUAUGUAUGAUAUGUACAUAAUUCCUAUGUACAAAAGCACAAAAGCAGACGCGGAUUUGGGGUGUGUGGAAAAUACAACGAAAAAGAGACGCAAACGCCUAAAUUUCGAGGGCGUCUCUCUGUCUCAAUGGAAUCCUGCGUCUAUGAAUGUUGCUCCUGUGUUGGAUGCUGCUUCAUAUCGUUGUAGUUGUGCCACAAUUGUCCUGAUGUGGUUGAAUCACAAUCAAUGAGAGUGCCAAAACAAUUUUCGUGAGACGCUCAGUGCGAGACCCACAAAUGGACGCCCAUCAGCCCUAUAACUUCCACUUGGGAGCUGCUACGCAUACAGUAGAAGGGCCCAGUGGGAGUCCACCGCAGAGUGUUCCCGGUCGAAGGACACCACUUGGGGCUGUCGGUUUGGGUGGAUUUUAUGCCCAUGGUUCGCACCCUGGGUCGUCAAUGCAUCCACCGCAGAGUUCUGAUGAAAAUCGCCCCAGUGGGACAUCCGAGAGGGGCUCCAGCGGUAUUUCUGGGCAACCUGUACCACCAGGAAGUAAGCCCAAGAAUCGCCAAGGGAAAUCAGUUAGGCUCAACAUUAAUGCAAGAGAACGCCGAAGGAUGCACGAUCUCAAUGACGCCUUAGAUGAGCUCCGGAGUGUGAUUCCGUAUGCUCAUUCGCCAUCCGUGAGGAAGCUAUCAAAGAUUGCUACUCUACUCCUUGCCAAAAACUACAUUCUUAUGCAGCAAAAUGCCCUGGAAGAGAUGCGACGUCUUCUGGCCUACAUCCAAAGCACAACCGGUGCUGCUCCACUCGAUUUAGCCUCCUUCCCAGCUGCGGCAAAACUCCAGCAACUCCUCCAGAAUCCACCGGAGCAGCCCAAUUGAUUCCCCUCCAAAAUUUUCUCUUCGCAACUUCUUCGCAACAACUAUCUAGUCAUUUUUCUUAUAAUUUUUUUUGUGGAAUAAUUUUGGCGUAUUAAAGACAUUUUAGAAAAUA